Papilio polytes (common Mormon) is the source of this 1406-nucleotide messenger RNA. RefSeq names its product L-galactose dehydrogenase-like. The transcript is spliced from 7 exons. Gene Ontology annotation, molecular function: L-galactose dehydrogenase activity. Lineage: Eukaryota; Metazoa; Arthropoda; Insecta; Lepidoptera; Papilionidae. Gene Ontology annotation, cellular component: cytosol. The record is from RefSeq and is a predicted model, not a curated record. Bases 151 to 1137 code for a protein of 328 amino acids.
AAUAUUCAACAAUACAGUAAGUACGUAAAUGAUAUUGUAGUUGUGUAGAUUUAUCAUUCACAGCCGGUCCAAUCCAAUCAGUCGACAGCGGCGCGAGUGAGUAGUGGUCUGUGCGUUGCGAAAAAUAUUUUAUAGAGUAAACUCAUAAACAUGAGAUACAACGAACUUGGUGAUACUGGGAUGAUGGUUUCCCAUAUCGGUCUAGGAGGGGCAGCAUUCAGUAACAUAUAUGGAACGUAUGAUGAAAAACGAAGUUUCGAGCUUAUAAAAGAGUCGCUGAAUCGAGGCGUGAAUUACUUAGAGACUGGGCCAUGGUACGGUCAAGGCAGUUCCGAGAGGACUAUAGGAAAGGCACUUAAAGAUGUACCGAGGAGUUCUUUUUUCAUCGGUAGUAAAGUUGGACGCUACGAGAAGGAGCCAGAAAAAAUGUUUGACUUUUCAGUAGAGAAGACCGAAGCUGGCGUGGACAAUACGCUAGCUCUGCUCGAUUUGGAUUACGUGGAUCUCAUUCAGGUCCAUGAUGUGACGUUUGCGCCCGACAUAUCGAUUGUACUUAAAGAGACUCUUCCAGUACUGGAAAGGGCGGUGCGAGAUGGAAAAGCUCGAUAUAUCGGGAUAGCCGAUUACGAUAUAGAUUUGAUGAAAGAAAUCGUCGAAGAAUCUGAAGUCAAGAUAUCCACAGUGUUAUCGUAUGCAAAGUCUACGCUCUUUGACAAUCGCUUACAGAACUACACAAACUAUUUUAAGAGUAAACGUGUAGCCGUGAUCAAUGCGGCUGCAACUGGGAUGGGCCUGCUCUCUAACAAAGGACCACAGCCAUGGCAUCCGGCUAGCGACGACAUUAAAGCUAUCUGCAAACGAGCCUCUGACUACUGCAAAAGUAAGAAUGUGGAAUUGGCUCGCAUCGCGUCGUGGUUCACGUUAAAUCAACCCGGCAUCGACGUCAAUAUAUGCGGUUUCUUCAACGUGGAACAAAUGGUUGACACACUCGACUUAUUGGAGAGCGGUCUUAGCGAACAUGAAAAAAUAGUUCUCUCUGAGGUCCAAACUAGAUAUUUUGAUAAAGUGACACUACACUGGGACGACGUAGAGCUGCCAGCGUACAAAGCCGAACUCGACAAAGUUGUUAAUAAAUAAAUUUUAGUAAAAUAAUUUAUAUCAAAUUUUACAUUUAAUGUGUAAUUAAAAUCAAUCUCUCCGUGUUAUGUGACAAAAUAUACUAAAAGAAACUACAAAAAAAUAUUGUCUUUACUGUGUACUGAAUAUUUUCUGCGAUGGUUUAUAUCCUAUUAUACCUUUACAAUACUAAAUUUAUCUAUUCUUUAUAUGAAUGUUCAUCAAAUAAUGUGGCUCAAUAUCAACUGCACAAUUUUUGAUCAUAACUUUAUAUAUACUACUUGUAAUCU